GGGUACUUCACCAGACUAUUUAAGCUGCAAUGUUCAGCAUCUGAAGCAAGUUGGGAGCUGAACACAGUAACCAUGUGGACUCUUUUGGUUCUUUGCAGUGUGAUCUUCUCACACCCAGUGCAAGGUGAAAAAAGAUGGACUGAAGUACAAACAAAGGACUACUCAGCUCAGCCCUCUUGUCGUUACUAUUGCGGCUCAAACAUGGGAAGCUGCUCCUGCUCCAGCUCCUGUAAACACUAUGGCAACUGUUGCUAUGACUACAACUAUUACUGCAGCUACAUGUACACCACUUAUUGGCCUGAAACAACCACCACAGAUCAGCCUUCCUGUCGCUACAACUGUGGCGGACACAUGGGAAGCUGCUCCUGCUCCAGCUCCUGUGAAUACUAUGGAAACUGUUGUCAUGACUACUCCUCGUACUGCAGCUACGCCACUCAUUGGCCAGUCGAACCCACAACAGAUCAGCCUUCCUGUCGUUACAACUGUGGCAGACACAUGGGAAGCUGCUCCUGCUCCAGCUCCUGUGAAUACAAAGGAAACUGUUGUCGUGACUACUACUCCUACUGCUAUUCCACAACUGAACAACCAGGCACCGCAAGCCCAUGUGGAGGCUCACUGUUUGGCUCUGGCAACUUCUCCAGCCCCAACCACCCAAACUACUACCACGACAAUGCUUACUGUGUUUGGUAUCUCAGAGCUGCAGACGACCACAGAAUCUUCUUGUCAUUCACGUACCUGGAAUUGGAGAACUGCUGCUCUUGUGACUCCAUUUCAAUCUACGACGGGCCGUCUGUCAGCUCAAGCUUUCUGGGGAAAGUCUGCAAUGACAGUCAGAGUACUUUCUACUCUACCUCCAAAUACAUGACUGUGGUCUUCAGGACUGACAGUUCUGUGGUUGGUCGAGGGUUCAGUGCUGACUUCUUGACCUCUUUACCACCAAGCUCAGGUCGAGUGAGCUGUUCCUCAGACAACAUGAGCAUUGCGAUUGAGCGUUCUUACCUGAGCUCGCUCGGCUACGAUGGUAACAGUCUGUACCUGAACGACCCGAACUGCAGACCCCAGGUCAACAGAUAUCAGGUGGUCUUCAAUUACCCCAUUGAUACUUGUGGCAACGUUCAAAAGUUAGAGAAUGGCAGAGUUGUGUACACCAACACAAUCAAAGCCUACACCACCAACCAUGGAGAGAUCACGCGGGAGUCUUACUUUAAACUGAGCGUGGGAUGCCGAAUGGAUCAAGACUCGGUGGCUCAGACGAUGUUUCUCAUCCAUCAUCGUGAUAACAGCAGCAUUACAGGGACAGGAAAAUUCAACACCAGCAUGGAUUACUACACAUCUGGGAACUUCUACAAUAAGGUGACUCAAGUGCCAUACAAGGUGACGCUCAACCAAAACUUGUACGUUCAAGUGGAUCUGAAGAGUCAUGAGGGAAACCUGGUCCUCUUUCUUGACACCUGUGUGACCUCACCGUCACCCCACGAUUUCACCAGCAGACCUUACUACCUGGUCCGUAACGGAUGUACUGCAGACAACACCUACAGGGCUUACACCACUGGCACCAGACCCUAUGCCCAAUUCACCUUUAAGGCCUUCAAGUUCCUGCGAGCCUCAGAGUCUGUGUACAUUCAAUGCAAGGUCCUGGUUUGCCAAGCCUCUGACAAAAAUUCUCGCUGCCGCCGCGGCUGCGUCAGACGUCUGGCCAGAGACCUGGGGCCAGAACAUGACCACCAAACUCUGGUCCUGGGUCCAAUCCAGCUCAAAGGCCCCGAGAAAAAGGAAGAAGGGACUCAGAAGGAGGACAAGGCUUAAACCAAUCUGUAACAAGCAGCUUCAGUCACCUUUAACAAUCAUUACAAGUCUUUUCAUUCUGUCCAUUGUGACACUGAAUUAUACUUUCCUUUCUCAUCUUUUCUCUUAAUAACAUUAUCUGAUUAAAAGCAUUAUCAAAAAGCA
This is a messenger RNA of Labrus mixtus (cuckoo wrasse), 1950 nucleotides long. RefSeq names its product deleted in malignant brain tumors 1 protein-like. Gene Ontology annotation, cellular component: cell surface. Bases 73 to 1806 code for a protein of 577 amino acids. The record is from RefSeq and is a predicted model, not a curated record. Lineage: Eukaryota; Metazoa; Chordata; Actinopteri; Labriformes; Labridae. The transcript has 15 exons.